AUGCAUGACUGCGGUCAAGGGGAAGAGGCCAUGAGCGUGAAGGGGGGGGUGGUCGCUAAGAAAGUCUCGAGAACGUUUCGUCGAUUACACUAUUAUUGUGAAGUGGCCAAGUGGAAGUGGCAGCAGACGUUGAGACGCGAGCGGCUGCAGCUCAAGCGAGAAGAGAUUCAGUAUAAAGAGAAACUGACAAAGCAGCAGCUGCAGGUGCAGGUGAUGGAGCUACGAGCGAGACUUGGGAAAGCGCUGGAUGAGGCUGGACAGUCUCCAGCUCAGGCAAAGAAGUACCUUGCAUUACUGAAGCAAAAGGAGGAAAGAGAGCGCGGGAUCGAGUGA
Peronospora matthiolae is the source of this 333-nucleotide messenger RNA. Lineage: Eukaryota; Oomycota; Peronosporomycetes; Peronosporales; Peronosporaceae. The record is from the annotation of a GenBank genome assembly.